This is a messenger RNA of Cynoglossus semilaevis (tongue sole), 3590 nucleotides long. It is a transcript of the gene tango6, whose product is annotated as transport and golgi organization 6 homolog (Drosophila). The transcript has 18 exons. The record is from RefSeq and is a predicted model, not a curated record. Bases 179 to 3442 code for a protein of 1087 amino acids. NCBI's taxonomy places the organism in Eukaryota, Metazoa, Chordata, Actinopteri, Pleuronectiformes, Cynoglossidae. Gene Ontology annotation, biological process: protein secretion.
CAAGUGCUGCGUGAUGACGUAUAUUUCCUGCGCCGUGUUAUCACGUGAAGCCCAAACACUGUGGAGCUGCGACCUGAUGUCGUUUGUUUCUCCUGUUUCUUGUGGGUUUUUAUAAAAGAACUCGUUCGUAUUCCAUUCAUUGCGGCUCCGUGACAUUUGCUGUUUGUGUGAUGGAGACAUGACUUCCGCUGUCGUCACAGCUCUGAAAACUCUGACCAGACCAGUGAGCGAGGUGUCAGUUUGUGACUCUGCAUCUCCACAAGAUGCUCUCCUGGUGGCGCUGCGCUCCAACAGAGCUGCUCUCCUGCAGCAGCUGCAGAGCGACCCCGGCCUUGAGGAGGUGCGAAAGUGGAGAGAGGAAAUAAUGGAAGGAGCAGCGUGGUUUCUGAGUCCAACAACAAAAGAAGGAGGAGAAGAAGAAGAAGACACCACCUGGUGUUUUGUCCAGGAGUGUCUCCUGCUGCUGCUGGUCCUGGCUCGACAUCUCACCGCUGAACUGGAGCGCUUUGAACAAACGCCUGCUGUUAGCAACAACGGCAGAGCGGCGGCUGCUCCUCCUUUACCUCCUGAUGUUCUGAGUGUGGCGCAGCAGAGGACGCUGGGAGCUGCGCUGCAGUUUGUUGUCUCUCUGGGACUUUGUCCCUACCUGUCUCCUGGUGUGGGCGUGUCUCUCCGGAGCAGGUCGGCCUUCGGAGCCAUGGUUGAGAAACUGAUCCGUGGUGGAUCAGCGUCACGGGCGGCGGAGCAGCGUCUCCACACCACCACCAGCGUCCUGCUGCAGGUGUCGCAGCUGUCGUCACUGGCCACCACCAUUUUUACACAGCAUCUGGGCGACCUGAUGGCGGCGCUGUGUCAGCUUGGAUACCGACCGCGGGGACGGAACCCAGAGCAGCAGCAACGGCAGGAACAAAAGGAUCUGAGUCCAGAGGACAGGAAAUCCUGUCAGGACGCCCUCAGAAACCUGCUGGGACGAGUCCAUCAACCAAUCGUCAUCAAGGAGCUGCUGAUCCUGCAGGGCGGAGCCAGACAGAGUUCUGGCAGCAACGGAUCGGCUGCUCUGGGAUCGGCUGCUCUAGGAUCAGCUGCUCUGGGAUCAGCUCCUGCGUGGCUCAGACGUCUGUGCGGUCGACUGCUCUCUGAGAGACUGGUGCAGCCCAGUGGUGUCCAAGCUGUGGUCCGGGCCAUUCUAGAAGGAGGGACGGGUGGCGACUCAGACUGGAGGAAGUGUGACAGUGUGGCUAGAAUCCUGGUGACCUGUCCUCAACAGUCUGCUUCAGCAGAGGAAUACUACAGACACGUGUGUCCUCAGAUCCUGGACCUGCUGCAUUUCAAAGACAAGCUCACAGCACAGCAGUUUCAACGUGUGGCCACCAGGGCGGUGCUGUUCAUGGUGGAAGAGAAGAGCACCUUUGCCCAGCAGCACCUGCUCGCUCCUCUGUUAGAACCUCUCCACCGCUGCAGAACCAUGAUCGAUGGAGGUGCUGCUGUGGAGGAGUGGGAGCUGACCCGCUGCGUGGAGGACGUGUUCAAGAUCUGGGUGGUUGGGGACGGUUCUUCGGCUGCUCUGCUCUCGGCUCUGGAGGACGUCCUGCCAGUCGUCUUCACGCUCUUCUGUUUCAGCAGACAGAACGUGUCUCACCUACGCGCCCCCUGUCAGGACACUCUGCUGUGGUACCUGAGCCACUGUGAUGAGGCUGCAGCUCUGUCAGCUCUGAGGCAGCUCUCGGGUCUGGGGGGUCCGAGGUCGGAGGCCGACGCCCACUUCCACUUCACCCCCGGCAGCGACGGAGGAGCCAGGUUCAGCACCAGGGACAGAGUCAGUGAGGACGAUGCUCUCUAUCAGGACAUCUCUGAGGAGCAGUGGAGGUUGGAGUGUCUGAUGGCUCUCCUGUCUGAGCUCAAAGACUCUGACCUUCCUGGAGAUUUCUUCCUGCUCCUGCUGCAGGAGCUGACCAGCUGGACGACGGCAGACGGUGAGGACACAGAGGAGGAGCAGGAGCUGGACCUGUCCUCCAUGACGCUCCUGCAGGUGGAGCAGCAGGUGCUGGGCCCGGUCCAGAGGAAGGGCCAGAAGGUGGCGCUGCUGCAGGUUCUGGCAGUAAUGGUGGAGUCUGUGCAGCACAGUGUGCUUCUGAGGAAGGCGACACAGGUGGUGGACUUUAUUGUGUCCCUGUUCCAGAGAGCGUGUGUGUCUCUGGACCAGGACUCUGACCUGGAGAACCCAGUUGAGAGCCAGACCCUGAGUAUGGGGAUCGGACUGGUGGCCACCUUGCUGUCUGGACCUCAGCUCAGCCCAGAGGAGUUCUCCUCCAUGUCCAGACUCCUCCCCCCACUGGAGACCCUGUCCCAGAACCAUCCUGAUGAUGUCAUCCAGGAGCUGGCGUCCAACCUCAGAGCCGUCAUUGCGACGCGUGGAGCCUUCAGGCCUGAGAACAUCACUGGUCCUGCUUCUACUGAACUCUGCGGGAACAGAACCGACAGAGUGAAGAAGCAGAAGGUAGAACCUGAGACCAGAACAUGUCCUGCAGACCCUCUCAGCAGAAGGACCAGGACCAGACAAGAAGAACCAGGACCAGGACCAGGACCUGGACCAGGACCAGCUGCCACCAGGACACCAGCUAACACCAGCACGCCACCUCCCUCCAACAAGCCCUUUUCUGAUUGGCUGUUGGAGGCGUGUGACCCAGACGUACCAACCAGAGCCCUGGCCCUGAGGGUUCUGACCAAGAUGGUCCAAAAGAAGAACCCCGAUACCAUCAAGGACCAGGAAAAAGUUCUGAUGGUCUUCUUGGAGAACCUGCAGCACCAGGACUCCUUCGUCUACCUGUCAGCCAUUCAAGGUCUGGUCUCGUUGGCCGACGUCUUCCCGGAGAAGAUUCUGGAUCAGCUCCUGAGGGACUUCAAACACGGACCCUCCCACCCCUCGUCCAACCAGGAGCACUCGCUGGAGACGCGCCUUAAAGUGGGCGAGGUCCUGAUGAGGGCGAGCAGGGCAAUGGGUGACCUGGCGUCUUACCUCGGCCGUCCUCUGGUGCGUGUCUUCCUGCAGGGGACCAGGGACGUGGACCCCGGUGUCCGGGCCAGCAGUCUGUCCAACCUGGGUGAGCUGUGUCAGAGACUGGACUAUUCUCUGGGUCCACUGGUUCAGGAGGUCAGUGUGUGUCUGGUCUCCCUGAUAAAGACAGAGAAGGAGUCAGAGGUGAGGAGAGCUGCCGUUCAUGUCAUCACUCUGCUGCUGAGAGGACUGAGCCACAGAACCACAGAGGUUCUCUCAGAUGUUCUUCUGGACCUGUACCGGGCCCUGAAGUGGACCCUGGCCUGCGACCCGGACCAGGUGGCGGUUCUUCACGCCCAGCUGGCUCUGGAGGAGCUGGAUGAUGUCAUGAGGAGCUUCAUCUUCCCACAACAGAAGCUGGAGAAGAAGAUCGUGGUCCUGCCUUGACUCUGGUCCACAGCCACGGUUUGGACUUUUAGAACCACAGUCGGUUUUAAAGAACAGGAACCGUUUGGUACUGAGUGUGGAUGAAACUCAAAUGAUCUCUGUUUUUAUUAUGACUCUGUGAGUACAUUAAAAUGACCAGUCUUUGGAA